Molecule: messenger RNA, 399 nt
Organism: Schizophyllum commune H4-8
Lineage: Eukaryota; Fungi; Basidiomycota; Agaricomycetes; Agaricales; Schizophyllaceae
Exons: 1
Source: RefSeq, a predicted model, not a curated record
AGGCCAACGGAGUUUCUCCGCUCUCGAUGUCCCGCGUGUUUCGGUGGCAAUCGGCGGCUGAGCAAGCGAGAUCCAAACACCCCCGAUGCGCUUGUCUCAAUCGACGCGUGUUUCUCUCAGAAGCACAACAAGCAAACGCGUGAUCCGGUUUUCGAUCAUCCAGGCGGUAUCAUGUUAUCGGAGGAGACCCUGCGGGCGACUCGCGACCGCGUAGACAGCCUUCGCAGCGCGAGCUCUAGGGCAACGAAGCGUCGGCCAUUCGACCCGCAGUCUGCAGGCAUCAGCGUCCCUACGGAAGCCUUGCAGAACUGCGAAGAUAGCUUCAAGGCCGCACAAACCGCCAUCGCAAAAGCGAAUACCGGUGCUCACGACGUCACAGCGGCGAUGGCGCUUCUCUGC